Molecule: messenger RNA, 6635 nt
Organism: Caenorhabditis sp. 36 PRJEB53466
Lineage: Eukaryota; Metazoa; Nematoda; Chromadorea; Rhabditida; Rhabditidae
Source: the annotation of a GenBank genome assembly
AUGAUCGAGCUGUCUAACAUGAACACGGUUUCUGAAGCGCAGGCUUUAAAGGAAAGGUGAGCAGUUUCGCAAUGAUUUGUUUUUUUAAUAACAGAACUAACACUAUAGGCACAUGGUGAAACACGGAGAUCUUUUUGGACAAUGCCUUCAAGACCUCACAAAGCUUAUGACUAGGUUGGCUGAAGAUUCUGGCCUUGCUGGACCAUUUUCUAUUGUCUCAAGAGAUGGCAUCGAACAGGUAUAUAAACUCAAUUCAUUGCUAUUGCCCCUCGGUGUUUGCAGACUCAAUUGAGAGUAUUUUAAAGCUGUAAAAACAGGAAAAGAUGCGCCGUUUCCCUCUAUUCUGGCAUCAUCUGGAAACUUGAUUGCAAACAAAUUAGAAAAGGCUCUAUUUCGCAAAUUAAUAAGAUUUUGUUAUAGUUAUUGCAGCCGAAAAAGUCUCUGACAAUCGCGCUCUAGCGCUCUUCACGUGAAUUUAGUGCUAAAUUGUAAAAGGUCGCGGCCUCCGUCGAUUGCUUCAGCCCGGCGCCAAUUAAAAAUAGAGAAAGUUCUUCCAGAAUUCAAAUGAAAAACAACUUAAAUUCGUUUCGCGCCUGGAAAAUUAGGCCCCAGAGAUCAUAAAAAGAAGGGUUUCGCAACAGAGCACUAACUCCAAUUAGUAGGAGCAUUAUUUUGAGAGUAGCUAGAUGGAUGGUUCCCGAUCUUUUCCUAAUCUUAAACCCAUUUGUACGGGUCUGAGAAUGCUUGUUUUAAAGAAUAUAGUCAAUUUAUAAUGCGCCUUAAUAAUGAGUGAGCGAAAUACUGUAUAGGGAGUCAAUGAUAAUAUUUAUAAGUAUAUGAUGAGUGAGUCAAAGAUCACAUGAGUCAAUGAUGAGUGAGUCAAAGAAUGGAAAUGAGAGUCGAUAAGGAUCGAGUCAAAGAAUGAAAGGAGAGUCAAUGAGUAUAUAUUUUUGGGUAGUCAAUGAUCGAAAAAGUCAAUGAUGAUUAAGUCAGUGAUCGAAGGCUGUCACAGCCGGGUUUUCACGUUGGAUGCUAAAGCGACAUUGCCCGAUUUUUGGGGUGCUAAUAGUUCAGUAAAAUCGUAUUAGAUUACAGUUAAUUUUUCCUGGCUUCCAAUUUAAUUAUUAUGGCGGCAUUUGACUGCAAUCGCGCUCUACCACAAUCCCACGUGAAAACCCGGCCGCGACCACGACCUUUUCCAAUUUAGCACUGAAUUCACGUGGUGUGCGGUAGAGCGCGAUUGCAGUCAAAUGCACCCUAAUAGAAAAUAUUAUGAUUGCAAUGUAUUUAAAAUAUUGUUAUCUAAUCCAUACAUUUUUGUACUCUAAUACGAACUCGUUUGAAAUGGAAUUUGCUUCAAUUAAUUGCAGUAGAGUUCCCAGAGAUCUCAGGUUUUGAACCUGUUUUGGAUUACGCUCGGCAUAAUCCCUUCAGUACAUUUCUUCUUGUUUAGAUUGCGGCCCUUCUUCCGAGAACCAACUCCGAUCUCCUUCGAAUUGAUUCCAUGACACAAAUGAAAGUCAAUAAGUGAGUUUCAACAAACUCUACGAACGAAGGUAUUAUAGGGACACCGAACAGAAAGGGCGCUCUAUUGAGAAACUUUUUUGCAGUGCAAAUUGAGUGAGCUCGGGGCUGAGUUUGAAAAGUUAGGCCACGUUUUCAGUGGAAAAUUACUUUGCGGACUAGAAAUUCGGCCAGAUUGCGAACAGAGCGCCCUUUCUAUUCGGUGCCCCUAUAAUAGUCCCGAAUGGCGGUACCAAGGGUUGACCAUUUUUUUUACUAUUGUCUUAUGAUGCCCAGUCCAGGCCAUCCCCAUGGUUCUAGAAGUCUUGCUAUACUUCAGAUAUGGGCAACACAUUAUGGAAACGUUAGCGCUAUAUUGGAGGCAAGUUGAUGGUGAGUAUUAGAAUUUUCGGUAUAUCAUUAUCCUUUCUGCACCUAAAAAUUUUUCUGGAAAUAAACCACGUUGUCGAGAACUGCUUGAAAUUGGAGUUACAUUUCGACGAAUGCAUAAUUAGUAGUGACAAAUAAAGCCAGAAAAUGGUAGUGAUAGCCUAUUUGCCCACAUACGCUUCAACGCGUCGUGAUAUUGAUCAAUGUCUGAGAAAUAUUAUUUAGAACGCGAGGCAGAUGAUAUUACCAAGCAAUUGGAUAAAUUGAAAAACGGAGAUAUGGUCAUGGGAGGAUUCGCACAAUUUUCAGCAGGUAUAUAAAAUAUUGCAAAGUAAAUCAUACGAGUUCUUUAGCUGCUACACGGAAACCUUCAAGAACAGUUCCUGUAAGAGCCAAAAGGAAAACUACUGUGAGGUAUGCUACUCGGACAACUCGUAACUAAUUAGAUACGAAUCGAGGCUAAUCUAAAUAUAAUCAUAGUACGAAUUGACACGCAGAGUGUCAAUUAGCAUAGCUUCAAGCUUGUUAAAAAAUCAAAAAGUUGUAGACUUUCCGCCUCUCUCAACAGUUCUCCAAUCCCGCAAUGAGGACGUGGAGUAUGACUAAUGUAAAUGCAAACGCGCUGUGAUCAGGGCUGGGCAAUUGGCCGGCCCGGGCUUUUUGUUGGCCGACCAUUGACCUGGACAUUUGAACCACUUGCAAUAUUCCGAUCGGACCCAAACUUUCCAGGAUUGUUGGACUUGGAUUGAGGGCCAUUGGGACCAAGUUUCAGCCCGAUCAAAUCGUUGGGUCCCGAGAUAUGUGGAUCAUUGGCCGAUUUUUUCCUAAAAGCCCGGGCUUCCGGCCAAUUUCGGCCAAUGAUCCACAUAUCUCGGGAACAGAUGAUCCGAUCGGGCUGAAACUUCGUCCCAGUAUGCUUCAACCCAUGUACAAGAAGCAUGCAAAGUUUGGGUUCGAUCGAAGUAUUGCAAGUGGUUCAAAUGUGCAGGUCAAUGGUCGGCCAACGAAAAGCCCGUGCCGGCCAAUUGCCCAGCCCUGGCUGUGAUCAAAUUUCCUAAAUGUUCGUUAUGAUCUAACUCUUUAAGAUAGGGGUGCUACACAAUAGACACUAAAUUUAAUUUUUUUAUUUACUUUCAAUGUCCCCAUCCCGACCCCGCGUAUGCUAGUCAUUUUCUGGCAACCCCAAUUGCGCUAGUAGAACUCAUGGACCAUCAUUUUCGGGCCUAUGCAGAGGGUAUAGGUUGUUUGCGUUAUUUGCCGAGUGAAAAAUGGUAAUUGAUGCAAGACCAUCACAACAAAACGCGCUAUUAGCCCCGCAAAAGGUGGAAAUCCCGCUUCAAGCAUUCAUUCAUUCACAAGACUUUUGAAACCUGGGCCUCCUGCGCGGGGCGAGCUCACGCUCGAAAGCGGCCACGCCGUUUGUUUCUUUCUUAUACCUGUUCGGAAGUUCACGUGUUCAUUUCUCAAUUUCUGUCACAAAUUUUUAGUUUUAGAAAUGAAGUGGGGACGGACGAACAGAGAAAUAAACAAACAUACAAGCAAAUAGACAGAAUGACAAACCCGCGAAGGAUUAUAUUAAUAGUAAUUAUUCGAGUCCAGAUCAUAGGCGCUCCCUAGGAAAUGAUCAACAGGUUAGGGCCGCGACUGACAUAGUUCGAUAGCUUAUACCAAGAGGAUCAAAUGUUCUGUUGAUCGUUUUUGCUGCCGGCACCUGGAUUUCGAGAAAAUGGCGCCGGAAAAUUUCCACUGAAAUCUUGUAUUUUAGGCAAUUUUUUUCCCUCGUAACAGUCGCGUGAACUCCCUUGAUAUCAAAGUAUUCGGAAACAACUGAAAUCAUCGGUUGGAUGGUGCAGUGGGUAUUGGGUUCGACUAGUAGGCAAGGGGUCUGUCCCCACUCUCUAUAAAAUUUUUUUGCUUUCUUUUGUCGACUGAAUAUCUGGGUCAAACGAGGUUUCUUGAUGAUUUUCACACAUUUGAUGACUCUCCACAACCGUCGUCCAAAACUCCCUCAUCCGUCGUCCAAAACUCCCUCAUUUUUUGGAGACCUAUAUCUUCAGAACCCACCAUCAAUAAUGAUCAAUUGCAAAGUCGUUGCAAAUUUUGUGUUGAACAACUUCGUUGUUGAUCAUUUUAUACCAAAACACUUCAUUCUCAUUUUAUACUCUUGUUUGUAACCUCUAUUUUAUCUAUUUCAUUUUUCAAAAACUUGUCUUCUUUGUGAAUGAGAAACAGUAUAAAAUGAGAAUGAAGUGUUUUGGUAUACUUAAAAUGAUCAACUACAAAGUUGUUCAACACAAAAUUUGCAACAACUUUCCAGUUUAUCAUUUUUUUUAAUUGAUAGUGGGCUCUGAAAAUAUAGGUCUCCAAAGAUGAGGGAGUUUUGGACGAUGGUAACUUUGAGGCCUCAAAUCAGGCCCUAAAUGUGAAUUUUGAGAAAAAUGAUGUACUGCAAUCGUGCACAACUCUUCAUGCUCUAUCUAAUGAUAUAAUAAUCUGACCAACUAAAAAAAUUUUUGAAGGCCAUAUUUUAAUGGAAAAUAGUGUGUUUCUUCAAAACUCUAUUUAUUCGAUUUUUGAGUUGCUUCGGUUGUGGAGAGUCAUCAAAUGUGUAACAAUCAUCAAGAAACCUCGUUUGACCCAGAUAUUCAGUCGACAAAAGAAAACAAAAAAAUUUUAUAGAGAGUGGGGACGGACCCCUUGCCUACUAGUCGAACCCAAUACCCACUGCACCAUCCAACCGAUGAUUUCAGUUGUUUCCGAAUACUUUGAUAUCAAGGGAGUUCACGCGACUGUUACGAGGGAAACAAAUUGCGUAAAAUACAAGAUUUCAGUGGAAAUUUUCCGGUGCCAUUUUCUCGAAAUCCAGGUGCCGGCAGCAAAAACGAUCAACAGAACAUUUGAUCCUCUUGGUAUAAGCUAUCGAACUAUGUCAGUCGCGGCCCAUAAGGCCAACUUACCUGUUGAUCAUUCCCUAGUCAGGUAAAUCGGUGUAAUCUAGCUAGUUAACUCGCGUUUCUAACAGGACCUAAUUAGAUCGCUAAUUUACUGCUUUUAGAUUGCAAAUUCUUCUUACUGGACUGAUAAAAUUUUUAAUUAGACUGGCGAAGCUAAUUAGAUUGCAAAAACACUGAUAUUAGAUUCAAAAUUUAUCUAAUUAGAUUAAAAUUUCGGGCAAACCUAGCUAGAUUAUGCUUAGAUUGCAAAAUCAGCUAGCUAGAUUCAGAAAUCUGUAGCAAUCUAACUAGGUCCGGUUAGAAACGAGAAUUAGCUAGCUAGAUUACAAACGAUUUACCUAAGUGUUUUGAAUUGUGCCGCGUCAACGGGGAGCCACAAUCUCGUAGGUCGCCAUUUGCCUCUAGCGCAGUUGUAGUCAAAUUUCUAUCUCGGUCCAUAUGAAUAGGUACCGCAACGGGUUUCGCAAAACUCCGAGUUUCCACAAAAUUCUUGUUGGAAUGUGUUCCCCUACUCUAUAUGAGUACGCUCCCAACUUUUUUCUCGAAAAUUUUCGGUACAUCCCGAGUUACACCCCUUCAAAGUUGGCCUGUUUUCUCCCCGGUCGGCGGUCGAGGAGGGGGCGGAGCUUCGCCAGCAAGUGCGCCGCGCGCGGUUUUUGUCCUUUUCUGACGGACCAAGCCAAAUAUGCAACAAAAAAAUGAACAGACAUGAUGUUCUUAAAAAGCUAAACAACUUUCGAGGACAAAAGUUCUGAACCCGGCACCUCCAGACUGCCGAGCGAUCACUUUGCCACUGCGCCAACCGGGCGGAGGCUCGCCCACCGCCAUUGGCGUAGAGAAGCUCGCUGUGCGCGGCCCUUUCCAGCUGCGAAAUUAGUGCCUUUGCGGGCUGAAAUCCAUAACAUAACUGACUGUAACUUUUUUCGGGUACUAGGUAGAUGAGAAAGUUUAACAUGGAUCGGUCGGAAAUUUGAUGCUGAAUCCGAUUCUGUAAAAAUUAGCCGCGUGUAAGGUACCUGUGACCCUCAAAUCUCCCGAAAACUAAAAUUUCGGCCGAAUGGGCCCUACUCAAACAAGCACAAAUCUGGUCCUAGUGGGUCUAGAGCUCUGAAAAUUUAUAUUUGGGUUCUCAUUGACUUUAUCUAUGCAUUCCAAAAUUAAAAAAGUAUGGUCAUCGCUGAAAAUUUUCCGCUAACUUUUCUGGCAGUUUGAGGAUCUGUAAAAAACUUUAGGGUACUAGGGAGCCCGAAUCUGACUUCAAAAACGGAUUCCCCAUCCCUUUGUCGGAAACAGUUAAAAGUAGGCGCGUGUAGCCAUAAACUUGGCCACACAGGCUCUCAGACUGACUUCCAUUUUCGUUUUCGCGGUUUUUCAAGAGAACGGUACGUUUUCACGUGAAAUGGAGUUGUUCAUUGGAUUCAGCAUGGUCGAUUACAUAAGUUAAAACUUUUUGGGUAUGGUACUUCAUUUGGGGACCUCGGUACAGACCGUCAAACACGCGCGCGCGAAAAUCGGGAGAAAAUUCGUCAGUAUGAAUCAUAUGAUAUUCGUUUUCAAUAUUAAAUUUCCUAUCGUUUGAAAAAAAUUAAGCUGUCACAACGAACAACAGAAAAAUCCUAAUUUUCCCAUAUUUAUAUCAGCUCAAAUCUCUGCAGCUCAGCUAAAUGCUCAUCCCGGAUACCGAAAAUAUCGCGUUCUGUGGCGCCUGCUCGUGCUCUGCAAGGAAAACGCAUUGCCUCAAAGCCUUCGAUGAAGCGGUCUCAUCUAUUCCCGAACGAACUAAUCUAA